AUGAUUUUAAUAUACAAAAAGAUCAAAAAGCGAAAUGAAAGAAAGAGACUAGAGGAUCAACAGCCAGACCAACCCCAGCAACUUGAAACAACGAAUGAAUCUCCUGCUUCAGAAGGCCAUAUACCAUCAACAGUCGAGAAAGAUGUCUCACCGGAAGAGAAAGCCGAAAAGAAACUCAGAAGAACAUAUCGCUUGAAGCUCAUUCUUGGUCUAUUUGGUCCUUUCUGUCUUUCAUCACUAGAUACAACGAUUGUUGCAUCUGCUUUACCAUACAUCGCAACAGAUUUCAAUCAACUCAGCCAACUAAACUGGAUCAUCUCAUCCUUCAACCUUACCUCCGCCGCCUCCUUAUUCCUCUGGGCCCAACUCACAGAUCUAUUCGGCAGACACAAUACCCUCCAAGCAGCGACGCUCACCAUGGUAUUAGGAUCUGCCAUCUGUACUGGAUCCCCAACCUCAAAAUUCAGUGUCCUCCUUCUUGGCCGUGCGAUACAGGGUAUCGGCGCCGCAGGAGUAACUAUAUCCGUUCGUACGAUCCUAGCAGAUGGUGUCUCGCUUUCAGAUUACGCGGUUAACUGGACCAUCUUCGCUAUUGUCGCCGGUGUGGGAUUUAGUAUUGGUCCCGUUAUUGGUGGUUACUUGACCACUGCUUCAUGGCGUUGGUGCUUCGCUAUUAACCUACCCAUUGGUAUCCUCGCUAUGAUCGUGCUCCUUAUCUUACUGAGAAAAGAUCUGCUGGGUCCACAGCCUUUGGUUCAGUUAGAUGGAAGGGAUUUAUCAACCCGGUCGAAACGCUUCAUCGCUCGCGUUUCUACUAUUGAUUUUGGUGGUCAGAUGCUUUUCCUUUGGGGAUUUGGUCUUUUGAUUCUGGGCUUGACUUGGGCUGGUGGGAAUUAUUCUUGGAACUCUGCUGCUGUCAUUGCUCCUCUCGUUCUUGGUGGCAUUAUGGCUAUUGCUUGGGUUGUAUACGAACGCCUUAUGGCUCCUGACGCCCUGUUAGCGAGAGCUUUACCAAGGCAGAAGGCUAUGAUGCCCUGGAAAGUACUCUCGCAACGGAAUAUUGCGUUGCUUUUUGCGAUCAACUUCACGAUGGGUGCUUCCAUGUUUGCUGUUAUGUAUUUCAUGGACUUGUACUUUGAUUUGGUGGAAGGGAAAAGCUCUAGUUCUUCUGGAACGGCUUUAUUGUAUUUUCUUCCGGGAUACGGUGGUGGUGCCUACUUCGUCAUGUUUGCAUGCAACUUUUGGCCUCGUCAAACCCUUCCCAUCCUUCUUGUUGGUAGUAUCGCCACCGCAGUUGGUAUAACCGUUUUAGCAUCGGCUGUUCAUAAAUCUCAAACAGACCUCAUAUACGGCAUGAUGGCUCUAGUGGGCUUUGGUGUUGGCAGUCGAAUGAACCCUGCCUCACUCCAUGGUCUAGCUUUCUUCCCAACGAUGACAGCCCAGGUUACAAGUUUGGUUGCAUUUGCGCUUCCGUUUGGUGGUCUGGUGGGCCUGACUAUUAUGUCGACCGUCUUUGAGAAUAAAAGUGGUGUUGAUGAGUCGGAUCCUAGGAGUGGGAUUAAGUGGGCGUUUGUUGCUAUGAUGCCGUUCAUGUGGAUUGGUGUGCUGUUGACUACUCUCUUGGGGAACGUGUGGCUUUUGAAAGGGGGUGGUCAUGAGGUUGUGAAUGGGGCUUAUCUUUGGAGUUUUGUUACUCGGAAGAAGCUUGUCAGAGAGAGGCGAGACCGGAGGUUGGAUCUGGGGUCUGCGGGUGAGGUGAAGGGGAAGAGUGAUAUUGAGGAUGGAACUGGCACUGGAACUGAAGUUCGGGAUCGGACUACCAGUUGA
This is a messenger RNA of Penicillium malachiteum, 1827 nucleotides long. RefSeq lists its product as uncharacterized. Gene Ontology annotation, biological process: transmembrane transport; basic amino acid transport. Gene Ontology annotation, cellular component: fungal-type vacuole membrane. The record is from RefSeq and is a predicted model, not a curated record. NCBI's taxonomy places the organism in Eukaryota, Fungi, Ascomycota, Eurotiomycetes, Eurotiales, Aspergillaceae. Gene Ontology annotation, molecular function: basic amino acid transmembrane transporter activity. The transcript has 3 exons. Bases 1 to 1827 code for a protein of 608 amino acids.